AUGUGUAGACCCAGCAAUGUCGCUAGAUACUACUGCGACAAUGACAAGGAUUAUCACAGAUAUCAGCCCAAACAAUGGUGGUACGCAUGUGAUCAGCAUCCGAAUCCGGCACUUCGAAACACACAUUACUUAGAAACACAACAGAAACCGCCAUGUCCUGGUACUCACCCCCCUUUGCCAGAUGAUGUUUGUCCCUAUCACCGGGAGAGAUACGGUGAUCAACUAGCCGACAAAAUACAGAGCCACAUUACCGAACUACUCGCACUAGUGCUUGAAGCUGGCAAUAACCGUUGUCUCGCUACGGGAGCCCCGAACAUAAGAGAGUACAUUUUCUUCGACGUCGAACGAUAUUCCGAGUAUCUCGAACCGACACCGCAGCCAGGCGAUCAAUACAGAAAAUAUGGAAACCAUCCAAAACAUCCGCCACGUCCACGGCGUUUGACUCCGAAAUCAGAUCGCUCUGACAAUUAUUUACCCACUCUUAGGAGACUGGAACGAAGUUGGAUCCGGAACGACAUUGAGUCCGAGCGCAAUAAACUUCAUCCUGAUGUGGAGAAGGUGACCUGCCUUGUAUUUCAACUUUUUCGUACAAAGAUUGACUAUCAAGAGGCGUGGGCGACGUUGAAGCUACAUGAAGAGUUAGAGUCAAUUAUUCAGCAAUGA
Botrytis deweyae is the source of this 663-nucleotide messenger RNA. RefSeq lists its product as uncharacterized. The record is from RefSeq and is a predicted model, not a curated record. Lineage: Eukaryota; Fungi; Ascomycota; Leotiomycetes; Helotiales; Sclerotiniaceae. The coding region runs from base 1 to 663 and encodes 220 amino acids. The transcript has a single exon.